GGCGUAUACAGGACUGUAUUUCAUCUCCUUUGAUUUGUUUUGUUUGGUUCUUCGGUAUUGUCAUAGCUCAAAGUCAAUGUCUCCGUCAUGAAAUCCUGUAGGUAAUCUAUAUUCCAAUACGAGUAUUGAUACUCGCCGUGGCCGUGAAAUCUCUUGCGAUCAACGGCACUAUUCAAGGAUCAACCGCUUAUCAGGAUCUCGCCUCGAGCCUGGUGGGACUGGGAAGGGAAAAGAAUGACAGGAUUGACUCACGCCGAGAGGACGAUCGUUACCCCUUAGCCAGCGGGUCCCAGAAUCCAGACCCGCCAGCAGGGACUCCCAGCUGUCCCAGACUGCAAAGCACUUACGACCGCAUUACGCCGCCGCCGAUCUUGCGCAGAUUUUCCCUGGACAACCCAACUUUCGACCGUCGCCUAAGGUUCAAUUGAAGGAGUUCCCCUUCGAUCGUCACUUCCCUGGCUCCAUUUCUCGUAUUUCGCUUGUGCAUCUCCUCCUGCCUUCAUAUUUUCUCUCCAGCCCUAUCUGUGCCUUGUAUAACACCCUGUAGAGACCGUCAACCGUGGUUUGUUUUCGUGGAUGGUCUCGUUAUACUGUUGUCCCUCUCUACGUCAUCGUCAACACCAUUGCAACUGACAAUCCUAUAUGAAUUGAGAUCUAUCAAUCAAUCAAUCGAUUGUCGUUCUACCAGCCCUACGACAACUGGGCCCGUCGCACGUUGCUGAGCCCAUGGCGAACCUUCCAUUCUUCCGGAAAGCUCCUCAACGGCCGGAGUACGGCCGCAGUCGCUCCAAAGUCCUCUGGCACCGUCUACUACGCUCCUUUCUCUACCUCAUCGCAUGGAUCUUCCUGAUCCUGGUCGUCAUUGGCAAUGUCUCCAACAAACCCGUCCUCCGCCAAACGUGGUUCCUCAAGAUCGACCUCUCCAACAUCAUCCCACUCUCCGUCCCCAAUGCCGUCCUGAUCAACAGUAUUGCUCGUUCUAUCGGUCUCCAUGAUUUCUACACCGUCGGUCUGUGGAAUUUCUGUGAGGGAUUCAAUGAUAGCGGCAUCACCAAAUGCUCCAAACCGGAGACCCUCUACUGGUUCAAUCCGGUCGAAAUCAUCAUGUCCGAACUGCUCUCCGGAGCCACCAUUGCCCUCCCCGGAGACAUCACCGACGCGCUCAAGAUCGCCCGAAUUGCCUCCCACUGGAUGUUCGCCCUCUUCAUCCUGUCCACCGUCUUGACCUUCAUCAUGAUCUUUCUCUCCCCCCUGGCUACGUCGUCGCGACCCCCGCAGUCGAUCUCAUCGGACCCCAACGUCAACGCCGCUCACCCGGCCCACCGUCGCCGCACGUUCGUCUUCCUCCGCGCCUUUCCCUUCUUCCUUCUGACCUUCUUCACGGCCCUCUUCACCAUUGUCGCCUCCGUCGUCGCCACCGUCAUGUUCAUCAUCUUCAAGAACGUGUUCACCUCGGCGGAUUACGACCUGAAUAUCGAGGCGGAGCUGGGCACCCGCAUGCUGGCCUUCAUGUGGAUUGCGAGCGCCUGCAACCUUCUGUCGUUCAUUCUGCAGCUGGGCUCCUGCUGCGCGGCUUGUUGUGGGGGCCGGAAGGCCCGGAAGGCGCUGAAGAACGGCGGUGCGAAUGGAGCGUCGAUGCGCGAGAAGGAUGCUCAUAGUCCUGCAACGACCACCGCUACCGAGUGAGCUUGGUUGCCGUUUCAUCCAGCAAGCUCGUUCAUUAUAGGUUUUGGAUUGGAUAUUAUGGGACAUCAAGAACAUACACAUACAAAGAGCCGCAUAUAUAAGCUGGCCAUAUAUAUCUCAACUUUUGUUUUAGAACUGGUAUAUAGACAGGGGUCUCUAUCCGGAUAUUGCUUAUCCCAGCUUGGCUCAGCAUUGGAGGUGCAUUUGAUUUGGUUAGUUACGAUUGUUACGACUUGUCAUGAUAUUAUAAUCUACAGGUAUUUGGACCGUUCCAGAUCCAGAGAUGUAACUCGUAAGGACAUGCCAGGCUAUUCGCCGCUUCUCAGUGUCAGGAUAUUGUAGUUUGAGUGAGUUCAAUCUUGGUACAGGACGCAUAGAACAAGUAGUCCAGGUAGAGCUACCCUACUCACAAAUAUACGCAAGGUUAUCAGUCGUUUAUUACUCCAGCCACUAGUACCAGUAGAACUACAAGUUAGGCAACAUUUAUGAAUUAUAUGUCACGUAUAACAGAUGCAAAUACUGUCGCCUAUAGAUAGGUGAUCUGAAUAGGUCUACUACAAGAUUAGAUUAAUUGUUGACAUUCG
Molecule: messenger RNA, 2270 nt
Organism: Aspergillus pseudonomiae
Lineage: Eukaryota; Fungi; Ascomycota; Eurotiomycetes; Eurotiales; Aspergillaceae
Product: SUR7/PalI family protein
Exons: 2
Coding region: 727-1686 (319 amino acids)
Biological process (GO): fungal-type cell wall organization
Cellular component (GO): cell cortex of cell tip; plasma membrane
Source: RefSeq, a predicted model, not a curated record